Messenger RNA from Striga asiatica, 1260 nucleotides. NCBI's taxonomy places the organism in Eukaryota, Viridiplantae, Streptophyta, Magnoliopsida, Lamiales, Orobanchaceae. The record is from the annotation of a GenBank genome assembly.
AUGAGAAAUUUCACUAAGCAGUUUUUAUCUCAGCUUACUUUCCAUUUGCAGAGGAGCAAGAGAUCCUUCUGCGCCCUUCUUUCUGUCUGCUCCAUCUGUCUGCUAGCUUACAACAGCGCCAGCAUAUUCUGCACGCGGGUCCCUAUCCCGGCCAAAAUCCCGCCGGAGCCAGCCACCUUCUCCUCGGCAAUCGUCGCCGGAAAAUCAAGAAAGUUCUUCUCUUUACCCUCCUCGGCGAAGCUCUCCUCCUCCGCCCUCUACUCGGUCAGGGACGAAGCCCCGGCCGCAAAAUCGGCGGCCCAUCUGCAUAAAAAUCGGAACUUGGUGGUCCCCACAAGCAGACAACAAAAGGGGCAGAAGGGUUUCGAAGCUAGAGUGAGGGAUUUUUUCGCCGGCGGCGGCUGCAAGCUCCGGUUUUUUAUGACAUGGAUUUCAUCUUCCUCAGAUUCCUUCAGGGAAAGAGAGGUUUUUGCCGUGACAAGCUUAUUCAAUGCCCACCAAAAUGGCUCUUGUUGUCUGAUAAUCGCCUCGAACUCGCUCGAUUCGGACAAUGGGACUCAAAUCUUGAGACCCCUUUUGGACAAGGGUUUUAAAGUCGCCGCCUUUUCGCCUGAUUUUGAUUACCUCUUCAAGGGUACACCUGCUGGGGAAUGGUACAACCAGUUAAUGCGUGGGAAUGUGAAUCCCGGCGAGGUCCCUUUAGGCCAGAACCUUUCGAAUUUGCUCCGGUUAGGUUUGCUGUACAAAUUUGGUGGGAUAUAUUUAGACACUGAUGUGAUCGUCUUGAAAAGCCUCGAAGGCUUGAAAAACUCAAUUGGGGCCCAAACGGUUGAUCGGGCCACGAAAAUUUGGAGCCGGUUGAAUAAUGCUGUGAUGAUCUUCGAUGCUGGCCACCCUUUGCUGUACAAGUUCAUUCAAGAAUUUGCGCUAACGUUUGAUGGGAAUAAAUGGGGUCACAACGGGCCUUACAUGGUGUCGAGGGUCGUGUCGAGGGUGGCCGGGCGGCCGGAGUACAAAUUUACGAUAAUGCCCCCCACGGCGUUUUACCCGGUCGACUGGAGUAAAAUCGGGAGCCUGUUUGAAGGGCCAAAGGGCUCGAGCCACUCGAAGUGGAUUGUCGCGAAAUCGAGGCAGAUUAUGAGCAAGAGUUUAGGUGUUCAUUUGUGGAAUAAGCAGAGUAGAGGGUUUGAAGUCCAAAAGGGCAGCAUUAUUCAGCUCUUAAUGUUGAGCUGUGGGUACAAUUUUUCUACUGAGGUUUAA